This is a messenger RNA of Pecten maximus, 1847 nucleotides long. Its product is annotated as trichohyalin-like. The record is from RefSeq and is a predicted model, not a curated record. The transcript is spliced from 11 exons. Gene Ontology annotation, cellular component: centrosome. Bases 31 to 1449 code for a protein of 472 amino acids. Lineage: Eukaryota; Metazoa; Mollusca; Bivalvia; Pectinida; Pectinidae.
CCGUUUAACGACAUAGAUCGUUGUUUGAAAAUGGCGUCCAAAACAAGACCAGCGAGUGAAAAUUGCCUUAGAAAGAUAUCAAAACCGGUUAUCAGCACAGAUGUUAUGGGAAACAGAAAUGUUGAAGUCAGAGCCGUUGGUGCGUGGGUACAGCCAGCCAUUUCUGCUCACUCCGAAGGCGUUACUGCAGCGUAUGAGGAAGACGCGAGAAUUAAAAGGAUGCAACAGGAAAAGGAAGCCAGACUACAGAGAUUUAAAGAUGAUGUUAAAAGCCGUGUAAGAUUAAUGGAGAAGGCAAGAAAACAGCAAGAAAUUGAAAAAAGUUACAGAGCUAUUGAGCACGAAAGAAAAGUUGUCAGACAGAGUGCCUUUUCAAAGGAAAACAUGCUCCCAAGGAAAGAUAACUGUAUUGUACAGCGGAAUCAUGCCCUGACGAUCAAACAGCGAAAUACAUCUUCAUCUUUUGCUGAGGAACUUAAGGAUUCUACAAAUAAAGCUUUUCAAGAUCAGACAAACCAGAUACACAAAUUCACAACACAGGCUCGUAAAAAACUCAGCUCUAAGCAGGUGAUCACAGAAGAUUUCAUACCAGAUGACUUACCUGGUGGUGUCUGGAAAGUGUCUAGGACAAGAGAUCAUCCAUCGUCACGACAAACCAUGGAACCAACUGUGAUUGAAUUAGAUGAUGAAGACGAGAAUGAAGGGUGGUCAUCUCAAACAGAUCAGCCAAAAAUUGUCAUUCCAACAGGAAGUCAAGACUUUGAUGAAAACAUAGAAAAAAUGCAGCAAAUGAAGAUGGUUCAUUUUGAUUUGGAACCAAGCAAGGAUGAAUCGAGGCAGGAAAGAAUAUCAAGAAAAACCAUUACAACAAUAAGUGGUACCCAGAUCAACAGAAACAUCCCACAUAUACCAAAUAUUUAUAUGGGAGUGCAGUCAGAAGAAGAGAAGCAGCGGCUCAGGAGCCAACAAGCAACCUAUAGACGUCUGUUUAUGGACAUAGAGAGAGAACAAGUGAAAGAAAACCUAAAACGCAAAGAGCACAGGAAACGUAUACAAAGGUUGAAGAAGGAAAAGGAAGAGGAGAGAAGAGAAGAAGAGGAGAGAUCUCGUCGUUUUGUUGAGCCACGAGACCCUGUCACUGGAGAAACCUCACUCCAGGCCUUAACAAGGGAAAUAGAAGAACAGGAGCAGGUAAAGGAAACACUGAGGCAGAACCAACUAAGGCUGAAGAAACUUCGUGAAAUGGACAGGUUUGUGGAGGCGCUGAGAGCACAGCUCCGAGAGAAAAUUGAACUUAAAGGAAUCCAGUUACCUCCCCUUUGUUGCUGUGGCAACACGGUGUGGGAUACCAACCCAGAAACGUGUGCUAACAACUGUGUAUUCUACAAAAAUCCUAGAGGUUUUGCCAAAGCUCUGCAGUCACUACUGAUUUCUUGUGACGUGUCCUGACAAGGAAAGAUGGUCAAGACCACUUAGUCAUCACUAUUUAAAAUCUCACCACACAACAUUCAGUUAGCGUGUAUGGCAUGAACAUGGAUGGAUCCAUCUAUUUAACCAAUGUAUUGAAGGAAUUAUUUCUCCAUUCUUCUUCACCACUGUUCUAUAUAAGGAUUAGUGUGUGGAGGUCUGUUUCAGUGGAGAGAAUGAUCAAUGUCCAUUUCAGUGGAGAGAAUGAUCAGUGUCCAUUUCAGUCGACUCAUGGUCAACGUUCCUUUCAGUGGAGGGCAUGAUCAAUAUUCAUUUUAUUGGAGGGAAUCAUCAACAUCCAUUUCAGUGGAGGGUAUCAUCAACAUCUAUUUUAGUGGAGGGAGUGAUUAAUAUCUGAUUCAGUAGAGGGAACUGUCAAC